Messenger RNA from Hypomesus transpacificus, 3572 nucleotides. It is a transcript of the gene tmprss2, whose product is annotated as transmembrane serine protease 2. Gene Ontology annotation, cellular component: membrane. Gene Ontology annotation, biological process: proteolysis; acrosome reaction. NCBI's taxonomy places the organism in Eukaryota, Metazoa, Chordata, Actinopteri, Osmeriformes, Osmeridae. The transcript is spliced from 15 exons. The coding region runs from base 757 to 2208 and encodes 483 amino acids. Gene Ontology annotation, molecular function: protein binding; serine-type endopeptidase activity. The record is from RefSeq and is a predicted model, not a curated record.
AUAGUAGUAAAAUAUGUAAUCAUGCAAAUGGUAAAUCUAUCCCAUUGGAGUAUUGUAAAUCUAUUAAGGCCUUGUUUGAACAGGUUCGUUUCUUGUCAUUGUAGGUUUUCCUCCCUGUUAUACAUUUGGGCCACAAGAGGGUGCUGUGGGGUGAUAACCACUGUUUUUCUUCAACCAUCUGAUGUUGAUUGGAAUGGGAGUGGAUCUGAAUAUGGGAAAGUGUGCUUCUAAAGAUAAAUGAACAAUGACUCACUUCAACAUUUGACUGAAAUCCCAUCCAAAUGAACAGUCAAGUGUUGCCCUGCCUUUAUAUAUUUGUCCUCCUUUCUCUGCCAGAGAACAUGGCAUCCAUUAGGUUAACUAUUGACAGGGAGUUUUGCAACUGCGACAAAGGCCUGUGGUCUCAGUUUUGUUUACAGACAUGUCCAAUCCCCAUUGUGACUGAAGAAAUGGGCCAUGAUGUUUCACCUGGUUAUCGAUUAACACAUCCGGAAAUGUUCGUAUUGGCAGAAAGAGAAGACCAUCACGUAAGCCGUUCAUUUCAUCAUUAGAAAAAGAACACAACCUUUUUAAUGGCUGGAAUACUUGAACAGCCUGAGUGGUCAGCCUAUGCACACACAGGGAAGGUGUGGUCAUGGCUGUUGAUUACCUGGCACAGUGGAAGACUGGACUGAGUUAGACAGAGAAGGCAGAGAAGAAGGAUAUCGAGCUAAGACACGAAAGGAACAUUUCUUGUGAGAAACAAGAACUGUCAACAUGGCAUAUUAUCAGCCCGGUCCUCAGCCUGGGCGCACAAAUGGCCCACAGUACAUCAAUUAUGGGUUUCAAAGUGGGGAGGGGAGACCCCCCCCAUAUGCGCCUCCAGCUGGAACGACCAGCUACCACUCCUCUGCUGUUCCAGUGUACCCACCACAGCCCAUCAACACACACCAAACCAUGACUCCUGUCCAACCUCCCCCACACACCAGGAAAGCGGGCCGAAAGAACAGUUGCUGCAAAACAGCAGUGUGCACUGUCAUAAUCCUCCUGUUUAUCCUAGCUGUGAUAGGAGUACUGAUCUGGUACUUUGUGUGGUACCAGUGUCUGGUGGGAAAGUCCUGUGGGAACAAAGGCAAGUGUCUCAGUGCCUCCCAGUGGUGCGACGGCGUAGACCACUGCCCAAAUGGAGAAGAUGAAUCGAAAUGCUUUCGUCUCCAUGGAACAAACUUCCUGCUGCAGGGGUACUCGUCAGAGAGCCAGACAUGGAAGCCUGUCUGCUCUGACUUCUGGAACGACCAAUACGGUCAAGCUACAUGCCAGCAGAUUGGGUACAAAAAGGAGAGUUAUGUCAGUUCUACCUCAGUAAGCUCUGCCUCCUAUAACGGCUAUCUGACAUUGAAUCCUGGUUCUUACCCGGGCCCUAAUGUACAGGCACAACUAAGCACUAAUUCCUGCCAAGCCAACAGAGCAGUCAGUCUACGGUGCAUAGACUGUGGGGUGAGCACCGCGGCCCCCAGGACCCGCAUCGUAGGGGGGGAGGUAGCAGCCAGGGGUGCCUGGCCAUGGCAGGUCAGCCUGCAGGUCCAGGGCCAGCACCUGUGUGGGGGCUCCAUUAUCAGCUCGGAGUGGAUCCUCACAGCUGCUCACUGUGUGGAGAAGUUUUCCAGUCCUGGUCUUUGGACAGUGUACGCUGGCUAUUUGACCUUGUAUGAGAUGUACUCUGCCCCUGGCAAUUCAGUCAGUCGUAUCAUUGCUCAUGAAAAGUAUGACCAAAACACCAAUGACAAUGAUGUUGCUCUGAUGAAACUCUCCAGGCCUCUAAUAAUGUCAGAUACGGUGAGACCAGUUUGUUUGCCCAACGUUGGGUUGGACUUGACUCCUGAAAGACAAGCCUGGAUCUCUGGAUGGGGGUCUUUGAGGAGUGGAGAGUCAGCCUCCAACAACCUGAUGCAGGCCCAGGUGACUAUAUACAGGACCGCUACCUGUAACAGACCAGAAGUAUAUGGAGGACAGGUGGCCGCUUCCAUGAUCUGUGCUGGAAAACUGUCAGGAGGGGUGGACUCAUGUCAGGGGGACAGUGGAGGACCUCUUGUCGUCAAGGACGUUCUAUGGUGGCUGGUUGGGGACACUAGCUGGGGAAUAGGGUGUGCACUUAGGAACAAGCCAGGAAUUUAUGGAAAUGUAACCGAUUUUCUUGAUUGGACAUAUACACAACUAAAGAACAACUAAUGGAGAUGCCAAUGAACAUGGAACAUUCCAGUGCCUGUUGACUUGAAUUUUUAGGGGAAAGUGUAUUUUUUCCAUGUUUGAUAAAGAUACUGUAUAUUAUUUGACUUAUUUGAUGACCCUUAUGAGAUUACAAAGUAUUUAUAAAAGUUGUAUACUGCCAAAAGUAGUUUGAUGAGCAUGUGUCUCAUUCUAAUUCAAAAUAAUUCUCAUUCAGUAAAAAAAACCAUUAAUUAAGAAUAUUAUUUUUAAAUGUGCCCAACACAUCCAUCAAUCUGUACUUCUGCAGGCCAGCCUGGGUAUCUGUUAGUCUUCCUGUUACUGUAGAGUAUCUGUGAAACCAACAACAAAACUGUCACUGUCCCUCUCAUUGUCACAACAAAGGUGUACAUUCUGUGGGCCCAGUAGAAUAUUAUCAGCAGUGAUACAGUAGUACUUUAUCCUGCAUUUCCAGGUGGCGAAAGGAAGAACAAACUACAAAUCUACAUAUUAGUGUACAGUAGCCUUUACCUUUUCUUUUUUAAUGUCUUCAGGAAUAGGGAAUCCUUUAGACCCAAAGAAGACCCAGCUGGAACGAAAGCCAAUUUUUCCAAUGAUAGUGCUUCCUAGGCUUUCUAUUUCCUUCUUUGCUUCUGGCUUCAGCCUUUGAGGAAAGAAAAGGUCUUUGAGAGAAGCUUGCAGAUAUUGUUGUUGGUAAUGAAUUAAGCAAUAGGCGUUAGGCUAACUUAGCACAGGCCUAAGAUUUAAGUGUUAUAUAAGUAUUUCAUAAUAGGGUAUACAAAGUCUUUUUAUGUAAAACAGGAUGGUUUUUCAUGGGCGAAACAAACAUCCUUGAUUAGAAAAUUGUGUAUAUAUGUCUCUAACUACAACUCUAACUACAACAGUUCGUCAUGGAGAUGUUAAACAUACUUGGUGCUUCCCUCAUCAUAAGUUGCCAUUAGUAUAAAAGAGCCAUUAGAAAUCUUGUGGAGGAAGUUGAUCAAUGCCCCGGAGUUAUCUACAAGACAACAAGAAAUCGUCAGCCACGUGAGAAAGUAAUGUGAAGGAGUUGGUAGGUUGGGACCCAGUAAUGAGUGACUCUAUUACUAAUUUAGAUAUCUAUAAACAGAAAUAGUAAAAUUUUAAGUUUAAGUUUUGACUACCAAACAUACAUUUGUUUGUGGCUGUUAUAGCAUAGUGUUGUAGCUGUACCUCCUUGCCACAUGUUAAAAGAAGCACUGUCUAUCUUCUCUCCUGAUGAUGCUGUGUGGACAACAUGUUUUCCAAAUGAGGAUGGGCCACAUCAAGGUGUGUCUUCAAAGUGUUCACAGUGUUCACAUGACAUGAGGAAAUAGUUGGAAAAAUGUGCCAUUUGUAUAGAUAACAAA